UUUUCGAAGAACUUAAUAAAGAAAAGAAGCGGAUGGAGAAAACGGCCCGGGACCCAAAAAUUUCCGGAGGCAUUUUAGCCAAAAUGGAUAUUGAUAAUAUUUUAGCCAACAUUCAGGAAAAAAUAAAUAAUUCAGGAGACAAAAAGUUGAUUGAAAUAGUUUUAGAAAUGGAAAUAAAAGGCUUAAAAUUUGCCCGGGGUUUAGAUUUCAAUAACUCUGAAAUCAAAGACUUCAAAAUCGAGAACAAUACCAUCUACUUCCCGUUUACGGCUAUUGCUGGGAUUGGAGAAAAAGUGGCUCAAAAGAUUAUUGCUUAUCGUCGAGAAAAGAAAAAAAUUACUAGCAGUUGGAAAGAGGAGUUGGCUAAAGUAUUAAAUAUUAACCACAUUCAACAAUUAGAGAAUUUGGAAAAACAUAAUUUG
Molecule: messenger RNA, 422 nt
Organism: Racocetra persica
Lineage: Eukaryota; Fungi; Glomeromycota; Glomeromycetes; Diversisporales; Gigasporaceae
Source: the annotation of a GenBank genome assembly